This is a messenger RNA of Arxiozyma heterogenica, 609 nucleotides long. It is a transcript of the gene FAR7, whose product is annotated as Far7p. The transcript has a single exon. Lineage: Eukaryota; Fungi; Ascomycota; Saccharomycetes; Saccharomycetales; Saccharomycetaceae. The record is from RefSeq and is a predicted model, not a curated record. The coding region runs from base 1 to 609 and encodes 202 amino acids.
AUGUCAUCUAAUCAAAGCAAGUUAUACAUGGGUCAGCAGAAUGAGAAUCUGAAAUAUUUGUAUAAUGUAAUAAAUGAACUUAAACAGCAAAUUGAACUAAAUCAAGCCAAAAAGGAUUCCAUUUUAGUAAACGUGGAUAUAUUGUCUUCAAUUAUUAAUAGAGAUCCAAAGAAAACCCAAGAAAAUAUACGUAAUGAUAUAGCUUUAUUUGAUUGUUUUUUAAAUCGAAAAUUAGAUAGUCUCCAAAAAGGAUUAGUUGAUGAAAUUAAAGAUUCAAAUUAUAAAGGUUAUCUUGAAAAUCAAAAUACACUGUUGAAUGAGUUACUGUUACAACAGAGAAAAUUUACAUCCCAUUCUGUAAAUAUAUUGAAACAGAAUGAAGAUGAUCUAUCUUCGGUUAUUGAUUUUUUAAGAAAUGACUUCAUACAUCACCAAAAAGAUGUAUUAAAUGAUACAAGGCAUCAGUUCCAAAACGUUCAUACAAAAUAUGAAGAUUUAGAAUUUGAAGGAUACAUGGCAAACAUCAAAAAUUUGCAAAUGGUAUUUGAUAUUAUUUCAUUGUAUAAAAUAAUUAUUGCAAUCUUAGGAGAUGAUUCUCCUCUUUCGUGA